CUGUGAAUUGCAUAAUAAACAAAGGUUACUGUAGCUAUAAAUUGCCAUGAAUGGUGCUGUAAAAGGGAAACGGCUGCUUGUUUUAAAACAAACUUCGUAAUAGUAGGCAUCCGCCCACUUAUCUUUAUUGUUUCGGAUAUUUCUGAUGGUGUACACGGACGCAUAGCAGUUGUACCUCUUGAAAUCUAGCUAGCUGCAGGUUCGAUUAGUAGGUAGCCAACUAGAGAUGGAGCGAUAAUUUUAUAGGUGGUGCUUUUAGUGUUAUGCAAAGUUGAUCUUUAAAGUUUUUAUUUUUAUUUAUUUUAUUUUUAGCACUAACGUCCAAAGCAUUGGAAUUUGGUGUCUUGAUAUCAGCUUUGAUGGAUAUCAGUAAAACGUAUGUUCGCUUGGGAUAUGCAUUUGUGGGUAUAUUGGUUGGAUUUUCCGCUUUCCUCGUAUGGAACGUCGCCUACUAUCAGCCAUGGACAGCUGCGAUGGGGGGACUAUCAGGCAUUCUUGCACUGUGGACACUGGUUACUCACAUCAUGUACCUGCAGGACUACUGGAGGACAUGGCUGAAGGGACUGAAGUUUUUCUUGGUCAUGGGUGCCUUUUUCUCCCUCCUGUCAAUCAUCGCAUUCAUCACUUUCCUGUGCAUUGCCAUCUCUCGCAAAGAAUCUCUGAUGAACCCUCACAGCCUGUUCCUGUCAUGUGUGUGGAGCUUUAUGAGUUUGAAGUGGUCAUUCCUGCUGGCUCUGUAUUCCUACCGAUACUGUAAAGAAUUUGCUGAUAUCUCCAUCCUCAGUGACUUCUGAAACACUUACUCACUCAGACAGAUAAACACAUAUCUACAAAAGGUGAUAAGAACAUGUUCAGCAGUUAUGCUUUUAAUGGAUACACCCUUGUUGAGCACAGGGGAGAACUGAUGAUAUGAGUGUCCAAGAAGAUGCAAGGGACUACGGAUAGUGACGACCUCAGUUAACAGUUGAAAAUGACGUCUCGUCAUAGGUGUCUUGUAUGUACAGGAGAUAAACAGUUCUUACAGAUUUUUCUUUUCACCAUCCACCCCUUUUCCUGGUUUCUUCUUAUCAACACAGUUAGGUGUUUGGGUAAUUUUAUCAAGUAUGAUUAUCAUGGGUUUUGACAUUUGUCUUGUGGUAGAUGUGUAGAUUUUGGACUAAUUUGACCUUUUUAGAAAGUUGUUGUUGAAAGAGCCGAAUGUACCAUGCUGCUGGCUGAGAGCUGUGUGGGCUCUUGUUCUGUGGUCUCAUUAUAUAGGGGAUAUAGAAGGGCAUAAAGAUAGAAAAAAAUUUGUGCAAGGGUGUUCACUCUCUAGUUAGACAUGACAACCCAAAAACCUUUUUCCUUAUGUAUUUGUCCUGUGUUGCCCUGUUCUGCAGACUCUGUGCUUUUACCCACUUUAUUAAAAAUGUCCUGUGUUGCACUGUUGUGCAAACUGUAUGUAUGGUUUGAAUCAUUUUAUUAAGAGUUUUUUUUUUUUUUUUUCCCCAUUGGGCAAGCAAUGCAAACACAUGACUAGAAUAAUGACUAUGGCUUUUUGAAUGAGCACUUUCUGUUUCAGUUAAGCCUGAGGAUCAGUGAUCACUGCAGUAGUAAAUGUUUGGUGCAGUGUACUGCUGCCAAGCACAGAUGUUCUGUGGGCUUUAAGAGUACAGUUGAAUUCAUCAGACUGUUUUUUGAGUAAGUUAUGGUUGUUAAACCAAAAACCAAAAACCAGUCAUGGUUUUUAAAAACCGCCAUAUAUUUUUAAUAUUUUGUGUAA
Molecule: messenger RNA, 1762 nt
Organism: Electrophorus electricus (electric eel)
Lineage: Eukaryota; Metazoa; Chordata; Actinopteri; Gymnotiformes; Gymnotidae
Gene: slc48a1b
Product: solute carrier family 48 member 1b
Biological process (GO): heme transport
Cellular component (GO): lysosomal membrane; plasma membrane
Molecular function (GO): heme transmembrane transporter activity; heme binding
Source: RefSeq, a predicted model, not a curated record